Messenger RNA from Selaginella moellendorffii, 945 nucleotides. RefSeq lists its product as uncharacterized. The coding region runs from base 243 to 728 and encodes 161 amino acids. NCBI's taxonomy places the organism in Eukaryota, Viridiplantae, Streptophyta, Lycopodiopsida, Selaginellales, Selaginellaceae. The record is from RefSeq and is a predicted model, not a curated record. The transcript is spliced from 5 exons.
AGCUUUUGGAAUUGUCUAACCAAUUCCCGGUGACUCAAUUGCAGCUGACGAAUCUUUUCUUCGCACAGACAUCGACCUUGUCGCUGACACAACAGAGGUCUUGUUUUUGUUUUGUUUUUUACUUUCUUCUCUCGUUUCAGCGAAUCCCUGUUCUUAACUCGAUUUGUCUAUUGCUGUUUACUGGACAGAAGUGGAACAGAUACUGUGAAGUUAUCUUACUCGUUUUUCCGGCAAUCUGGUGGAUGGAUGGACGUUUAGCUUGUCUUCGUUUGUCUCGGCACGCUGAUUUUGACCGGACUUGUGUUUUCUCAAGGCGGAAAGAAGGCCGGAGAGAUAGCACUGACACGAGAAGUGAAGCUUUUCUAUUAUGGCCUUUAAGAGGAAACAAGUUUAUCAUUUUAUCACUGGAGUUCAUCGUGGUGGCCAUGCUACUGCCUUCUAAAGUUUCGAACGCAUUAUGUCAGGAUCAAUGUUUCCGUAGUGUGAAACUCGUGGCGAUUGGAAGAAACUUGAGUUUUGUUCGCCACCACCGACUUUCUGACUCAUUGCUCAGAAAAGAUCGAGUUGUGAAGCGUCAAAGAGGCGGUUCCAAACAAGCUAUCGCCAUUGUCGGUUCGUUCAUCGGGAAAGGUUUUCGCUCUCGUCUUCUCCAAGUUCUGCCACAGUGUGUGUUGUUCACUGUGGAUCAAAGUUCCGUGCCGACAAAAGCUAUUCUCCCGCUAGUUUGAUCCAUCACUGGGCUUUGAGCUACAAAACAAAAGAGGAGGAUAGGAUUUCGAUCGAGAGAAACUCGUUGCUGUUGCCACAUCGCGAAAGAAUCCACGAAAGGGAUUUGACUUGCGCUAGUGAAAGGCUGCCGCCUCCUCGCUCGCUCGCAGUGGGGUCCAAGCUUUUUAAGAGAGAAAACUAUUUCUCGAUUAAACAAAACCAUUGUUUAAUUCCGUA